This is a messenger RNA of Diaporthe citri, 591 nucleotides long. RefSeq lists its product as uncharacterized. The record is from RefSeq and is a predicted model, not a curated record. Bases 1 to 591 code for a protein of 196 amino acids. The transcript has a single exon. Lineage: Eukaryota; Fungi; Ascomycota; Sordariomycetes; Diaporthales; Diaporthaceae.
AUGGACACAUUGCUUUCUGCCGAGCCAGACCAGGAACUUUGCUUCACCAAUCUGGCCUGGGUCACGCUCGGCUACGGCCUCUCUUUGGGAGUGAAGCUAGACAUGUUGUGCACGACCUGUGGCAUAAGCUCCGUAAGAGCAAUCGAGCUCCGAAGGUCCUUGGAUAUCGCCCAGACCUUGAGGGGACUGAUUGAGCGCCUGCGUAUGUCCAUAUCACAGCGCACAGAUACAGAUGCCGAAUCACAUCCUCUCUGCCAGUUCCUUUCUCGGGCUGAAGCAGUGGAAUCCUGGUACGCGAGACAUGGCCCCUCAACUCCCGCGUCCGAUUUUGCCACAUCUGGGAAUCAGCAUGGUCAUGAGACUGUCUCCGGCACCGUGCAGGAUAAUCCCAGGCGGGAUGUAUUUUCCGGCCACUCGCAUCCUGCUACGGAAGGGGAGGGUUCCUUCGGGACAACACAUAACCAAGACGUGGAAUUUGCAUAUGAUCCCGAGAUGCUAGCAUUUGAAGGGCUGGACUUUGAGGACAUGGAUUUCGCGAUGGAUCCUCAGGAAGUCUGGAACCCGUUCGUCUUUCCCGAUGGUACAUACUAG